This is a messenger RNA of Penicillium salamii, 1269 nucleotides long. Lineage: Eukaryota; Fungi; Ascomycota; Eurotiomycetes; Eurotiales; Aspergillaceae. The record is from the annotation of a GenBank genome assembly.
AUGUCCAUCCUAAACAACGACAUCUUGCUCCUGAUCAGUGAACACAUCGACGUGCAAGAAGACCGAAUCAAUCUCCUACUCGGAAAAAUAUUUCCCCUCGUCCGUUCAAUUCAAGCAAAUCCCCGAAUUGGACCCUCCAUUUGCCAGUUACAGGUUGAAUGGAGCAGUCGCCAUAACUCGGAGCAACAUGCAGGCAUUGAGAUAGACGAAAUCUUGAAGACUCUCGGAACUAGUGACUCUGAUCAAAGUCUCGACGAGUGGAAAGAAGAUCUGCGUUUCGGAUGUCCUGAUUCAUGGCUUGUCGUUCUGGUCUUGCUGGUGCCAUUCGUCAAGAGGAUGGAUAUGAAUACGCAUUUUUCGUAUUAUUUCUUCCCCAUGCUAGGGCGGAUUCUCAAGGGUGCUUUCGGUCGGGAGGUGCCUUUGCAACAUCUGGAAAUUGCCAGAUUCUGGACAGAGGGGUCAAAAACUCAUUACAUGGCGAAGGAGCUUCUUCCUUUCUUUUCUCUUCCUGCAAUGCGGGAGUUCAUUGGCAGUGGAAUCUGCGAGUCCGAAAAUGAGAACUAUGAAGAACCUGUCUUCACAGUCUUUGGGCCUGGGACUUCCACAAUCACGAAGAUCAAUUUUGGCGGGUAUUACAGAAAUAAUGGAUGCAAAGGCUUUACUGAUUUCAUUCAUUCGUGUGCCAAGCUGGAGAUCUUCGACUAUCAGCAUGACAACAUAGCCAUUUGGGGGUACAGUCAUCUCGAUAUUCGCCCUCUGUUGUUUUACAAGGCGCUUUGCUCUCACAAGGGCACCCUUCGAGAGCUUCGGUUGAAUAACCAGGGAGAGAGUGAUCCCAUGCGUGAUCAUGAAGAGAAUGAUGGACGCUGGGAUGGAUUUGGAUCUCUCGCCGAGUUUCAUCAACUGCGUGAGCUUCAAAUCCCAGUCCACAUCCUUUUACAGUUUGAUACCACCGACCAGCCAGGGGUAUCUCUAGUGGAGGUUGUUCCAUCCAGUCUGGAAUAUCUCAAUCUCGCUUAUUGUGGCGAGAAGGACUUCGAGGUCGUCAUCGAAAAUCUUCGGACCUUGCUGGCAAAAAGAGAACAGUUUCCCAAUAUCAAAAAGCUUGAAGUGAAGCCUGCGAUUGUGGAGAAGAUCGAGGGAACCUGGGGUGAAUUCAGAGUUCCAGCAUCCACACAAGAGAGAUUUGCACCGAUUGGAAGCAUCUGCCACGGGUUGGGAAUUGAGUUUGGGUUCAACAUGCGAGGAAACCUUAAGUUCCGGGGGUAA